AUGGAGGGUUUGCCUGGGGAUGAUGCGUCCAAGCCUGGGAGUGAUGGCAACCCGGAGACCUCCGGCUUUGAGGAAAAAGCAGGCCCGGAGCCGCCUCAGGAGGGGCCUAGGUCUGAGGCAGAGACUUCUCAGGACACUGAAGUUGAGCUUCAGAAGAAAUUCGAGCCAGAGAUCCCUCGGGAAGCUCAGCCUGGGGAAGGCAGACCAGAGUCGAGCAGACACGACGGUCCCAUUGAAAGCGCUGAGGCUGAGAUAGAAGCCAGGGUUUUGGAUACAGCCACAGAUGAGGAACCACAGACGUCCUCCUCAGAAAGUACGAUAGACUCCCCUAAAGAACUCAUCAGAUUUCCAAAGGCUCCUGGGAUCGCCAGAACCAAGUCCUUAAAAGGUCAGAUGUCCUUGACUGAGUUUAAAAAAGAAGCUUCUGAUGGAACGAAAUCUAAAAAAGCCACAGAGGAAGUCAAGCGAGAAGUAGUUGUGCCUGAAACCAGUCCAGGACCUGAGAUCCAAGAGCCAAAAAAACCUGAAAAUAUUGAGACACAACCUUUUUAUCUCACAUGGAGCCCAGAAGAUGUGGCAGAGUGGAUUAGCCAACUGGGGUUUCCUCAAUAUAAGGAAUGUUUUACAACAAAUUUCAUCAGUGGCCGGAAACUCAUCCAUGUUAACUGUUCAAACCUUCCUCAGAUGGGCAUAACAGAUUUUGAGGACAUGAAGGUGAUUUCACGUCACACACGAGAGCUACUUGGAAUUGAAGAACCAUUAUUCAGUCGCAGCAUUUCCCUUCCCUACCGGGACAACAUGGGCUUAUUUUUGGAACGAAAAGCUCAUUCUGGGGUAAAAUCCGAUGUUUUGAUGCUAUCUCAGUUUGUCAAAGAAGCAGGAUUAGAACCAAAAGUCGAGCCCUGCCCCAAAAGAAAGAAAAAAUCCUAUAAACUUAGUUUAAAAGACCAAAUUAAAUUAACUUAGAGGAAGUGGAUUUUUUCCCCCUAGCAAGAACUACUGGUUCUUUUCCUAGCUCUACUACUGAUUCAUUUAGCCUGCUGUAUCACACUUUAUUUCUUCUUUAUAGUGAAGAUAAGAAUACUGAUUUAAUUGCAUUGGGAAUUAUGAUGGCUUUUAAUGUAUUAUUCAAGUAAUGCAGUCUGGUAGUAUGAACAAAAUGGGCUAUAGAAGAAACAAGUGGGUUGAAAUCUGUCGUUUAUUAUAGAUUUGGGCCUUGAGUUUACCUAAUACACUAUACUGUGUAGUUUUGCUCAAGCAUGUCUUAAAUAGCAACUAGGUUAAGGUUCACCCAUCUAUGAUUUCGUCGCAGAAGAAAUUUUAAGUCAACUAUUGCUGCUAAAACUGAAUUAAGACACCAGUGUGGCUUCAUAAACUUAUACUGUUCUUUCUCCAUUUUACUUUUAAAAUCUUAAAACUCUUCUGGGGCUAUACUAAGCCAGAAGGGUCUGUGACAUCUACUCAAAAAUCUUAGCAUUUGGCUGAAUAUUCAAUAUAUUAUUUCCUCCAACUGAGAGAGAAGAAACUGUUUCUCAGAUUGGCAUUCGUGCCAGACAUUACAUUUGGAUGAAAUAGCUAAUUUCCUCCCAUGCUCAGCUAACAAGAUUUAGUCUGAAAGUGCUCUAACAUCACGCCACUGAGCUUGGCUGGCUCACAAUUAUGCAAAAGCCAAAAUGUAAAUGAUUAACCUAAUACCAUGGAAAUUUACAUUUACACUGAAUAAUUUUGUUUCAGAGUCUGAGUUCUCAGACUGUACCAUGUCAUCUUGUCUGCCAACCUUGACACCAUUACUAUUACUACUGUUGUUUUUUAUUUUGUUAUCAUUAUUAUUGGGGGGAAAAGAUUUAUAAAACAUUUAGGAAGUAAAUGUAUUUGCACUUAUUAAAAUAAAUAUAACCUACUUAAAAAGAAUGGUUCAUUGAAACAACUUUU
Messenger RNA from Vombatus ursinus (common wombat), 1932 nucleotides. RefSeq names its product sterile alpha motif domain containing 15 (gene SAMD15). Gene Ontology annotation, molecular function: protein binding. The coding region runs from base 1 to 966 and encodes 321 amino acids. Lineage: Eukaryota; Metazoa; Chordata; Mammalia; Diprotodontia; Vombatidae. The transcript is spliced from 3 exons. The record is from RefSeq and is a predicted model, not a curated record.